AUUGCCUUUUUUUUAGUUCAAUUCAUGGUCACUUGCAAUUUCAAGCUUUGUUUGUUUAUCCUUGAUUUUGUUUUGCUCUGUUUUUUUGCUGUUGCUCACGGAUGAGGAGAUUGAUUCCGAUUCUGAGUUAGAGGAAUUUAUGGAACAACAAAUUGAUGCUUUGCCUCAAAAUGAGAUGAAUAAUGAGAUGAAUCCUGAAGAAGAUGGGUCAUCCGACGACUCAGAUGAGAUGGGUUUGGACGAGGAUGAUGAGUCUUCGGAUGAAGAAGACGUAGAGGCUGAAGCACAGGUUCCUCCGAGCAAGAAGAUGUCAAAUGGUAUACAUGGGAUACCUAAAGGUGGAGACAAGAACAAGUCAUCAGGGAAGAAGAGAUGUACAUUCCCUUGUGGUUCUUCCUGCAAAAAGUAGAGGAUAUAUGCACACACCAAAUCACAUUUUUCCAUAGAAAUUUGUACUUGUUUUUAUUAUUCAAAAUUUUGGAUAGUUUACUUUACCCUAUUGGUGAAUGUUUGAGUGACUUAUGAGGUUUUUGGGGUUGAAAAUUUUGGGAUUAUUCUGUCGU
Molecule: messenger RNA, 563 nt
Organism: Arabidopsis lyrata subsp. lyrata
Lineage: Eukaryota; Viridiplantae; Streptophyta; Magnoliopsida; Brassicales; Brassicaceae
Product: histone deacetylase HDT4-like
Exons: 5
Coding region: 140-409 (89 amino acids)
Source: RefSeq, a predicted model, not a curated record